Molecule: messenger RNA, 13602 nt
Organism: Myotis brandtii (Brandt's bat)
Lineage: Eukaryota; Metazoa; Chordata; Mammalia; Chiroptera; Vespertilionidae
Gene: VPS13D
Product: vacuolar protein sorting 13 homolog D (S. cerevisiae)
Exons: 69
Coding region: 77-13219 (4380 amino acids)
Biological process (GO): mitochondrion organization; protein retention in Golgi apparatus; protein targeting to vacuole
Cellular component (GO): extrinsic component of membrane
Molecular function (GO): protein binding
Source: RefSeq, a predicted model, not a curated record
AUUCUUCUGUGAUCAUGAGAGAGAGAAAUGAAGAAUGAUCCGUGAUUUUUAAACACCUUGUCUUGGGGAUCUAGUCAUGUUGGAAGGGCUUGUAGCCUGGGUUCUCAAUACCUAUCUGGGGAAAUACGUCAAUAACCUGAACACUGACCAGCUCUCCGUUGCGCUUCUGAAAGGUGCAGUUGAAUUAGAAAACUUGCCAUUAAAGAAAGAUGCCUUGAAAGAACUGGAGUUACCAUUUGAAGUCAAAGCUGGUUUAAUUGGGAAAGUAACCCUUCAGAUUCCCUUUUAUCGCCCCCAUGUGGACCCUUGGGUGAUCUCCAUCUCCAGCCUUCACUUAAUUGGAGCCCCUGAAAAAAUACAAAAUUUUAAUGAUGAAAAGGAGAAACUGUUGGAAAGGGAACGCAAGAGAGCUCUUCUUCAAGCCCUGGAGGAAAAAUGGAAGAAUGAACGCCAGCAGAAAGGGGAAUCCUAUUGGUAUUCCGUCACUGCCUCCGUAGUUACGAGAAUUGUGGAGAAUAUUGAAUUAAAAAUUCAAGAUGUUCACUUGCGCUUCGAAGACGGUAUUACCAAUCCUUCCCACCCUUUUGCCUUUGGCAUCUGCAUUAAGAAUGUGUCCAUGCAAAAUGCGGUGAAUGAGCCUGUGCAGAAGUUAAUGCGGAAAAAGCAGUUAGAUGUGGCAGAGUUUAGCAUCUAUUGGGAUGUCGAUUGCACUUUACUAGGGGAUUUGCCUCAGCUGGAGUUGCAGGAGGCCAUGGGCAAGAGCAUGGAGAGCCGCGAUCAUCACUACAUCUUGGAGCCGGUAUGCGCAUCUGCCCUUUUGAGGAGAAACUGCUCCAAAGAGCCUCUGAGGUCUCGGCACACUCCCCGUUUUGAAUGCGACAUCCAGCUGGAGACCAUCCCCUUGAAACUCUCUCAGCUGCAAUACCGGCAAAUCAUGGGAUUCCUCAAGGAGCUGGAACGGAAGGAGAGGCAGGCGAAGUUUCGAAAAUGGAAACCCAAAGUGGCCAUCUCUGGGAACUGCCGAGAAUGGUGGUACUUUGCCCUGGAUGCUAACCUGCACGAGAUCAGAGAGCAGAGGAAGCGCUGCACCUGGGACUUCCUGUUGCACCGCGCCCGCGACGCCGUGUCCUACACCGACAAGUACUUCAGCAAACUGAAAGGAGGCCUGCUGUCUGCAGACGACACGGAGGAAAUGUGUCGGAUUGAAGAGGAACAGAGCUUUGAGGAAUUGAAGAUUUUGCGUGAGCUGGUGCACGAACGAUUUUACAAGCAAGAGGAGCUGGCAGAGAGCCUGCGAGAGCCUCAGUUUGAUUCUCCAGGAGACUGUCCUGGAGACCCAGGCAGCGGUGCGGGCAGUGGGAUGCUGCAGUACCUGCAGUCCUGGUUUCCUGGCUGGGGCGGCUGGUCGGGGAAGCCAGUCGAGGGGCUGUCAGCAGAGCAGCACGAGCAGUGGACUCCUGAAGAGAUCCUGGGCACCGAGGACUUUUUUGACCCCGCUGCGGACGCCUCCUGCAUGAACACGUACACCAGGCGGGACCACGUCUUUGCCAAGCUGAACUUGCAGUUGCAGCGGGGCACCGUGACUCUGUCGCACCAGGAGCCAGGCACUCCUCAGACCCAGGAAAGUGCUUUCAUGCAGCUCGAGUUUUCAGAUGUAAAGCUUUUGGCAGAAUCCCUUCCUCGAAGAAAUUCUUCCUUGCUUCUAGUCCGGUUGGGUGGCCUGUUUCUUCGAGACCUGGCCACAGAAGGAACGAUGUUUCCUCUUCUGGUCUUCCCUAAUCCAGAAAAAGAAGUUGGCAGAGUUUCACAGUCUUUUGGUCUCCAAACAACAUCUGCAGACAGAAGUGAUCACUACCCUGCUGCGGACCCAGAUGCCCCAGUGUUUGAGAUGCUGUAUGAAAGAAACCCAGUGCACAGCCAUUUCGAGAGGCGGCUGAAUGUCAGCACCAGGCCCUUGAACAUCAUCUAUAAUCCCCAGGCUAUUAAAAAAGUAGCUGACUUUUUCUACAAGGGAAAGGUUCAUACCUCAGGCUUUGGUUAUCAGUCUGAACUUGAGUUGAGAGUGGCUGAGGCUGCCCGAAGGCAGUAUGACAAACUGAAGAUGCAGACCAAGGCAGAAAUCCGUCAAACUCUCGAUCGUCUGCUAGUGGGUGACUUCAUUGAGGACAGUAAACGGUGGACUGUACGACUAGAUAUUUCUGCCCCUCAAGUGAUAUUUCCUGAUGAUUUCAAAUUCAAGAAUCCUGUGUUAGUUGUUGUGGAUCUAGGAAGAAUGCUACUGACCAAUACCCAAGAUGACUCCAAGAGGAAGAGUGUGGAUGAGUCAGCCUCUGAAGAGAAUCAGUUUAGUGAUGACGAGUAUAUGACCCCUCUUGCCACACCUCCUAACACCCCACCCCCCGAGACGAGCAGCAGCAAUGAGGAGAAAACACCUCCAUUUUCUAUCAGCGAAGAGCAGCUCCAAGCACAUCUAUUGAGCACAAAGAUGUAUGAGAGGUACUCCCUGUCGUUUAUGGACCUCCAGAUCAUGGUGGGACGAGUGAAGGACAAUUGGAAGCAUGUCCAGGAUAUUGAUGUGGGGCCAACCCACGUGGUCGAGAAAUUCAAUGUUCACCUACAGUUAGAACGCCGGUUGAUUUAUACUUCAGAUCCCAAGUACCCCGGAGCCGUGCUCUCAGGUAACCUGCCUGACUUAAAGAUCCACAUCAAUGAAGAUAAAAUAUCCGCCCUAAAGAACUGCUUCGCUCUCCUCACCAUGCCAGAAAUGAAGACUUCUGACUCGCAGAUCAAAGAGAAGAUUUUCCCCCAAGAGGGUCCGCGGGGAACUCUGCAAGACUCUGUAAUGAAUUUAACCCAGAGCAUCGUGAUGUUGGAGCAGCACACCCGGGAGGUCCUGGUGGAGUCGCAGCUCCUCCUGGCCGAGUUUAAAGUGAACUGUAUGCAGCUUGGUGUGGAGAGCAACGGCCAGUACAUUUCCGUGCUCAAGGUGUUUGGGACCAACGCUCACUUCGUGAAGAGGCCUUACGAUGCCGAAGUCUCCCUGACUGUUCAUGGUUUGCUCCUGGUGGACACCAUGCAGACAUAUGGUGCAGAUUUUGACCUUUUGAUGGCGUCACACAAGAACUUGAGCUUUGAUAUCCCAACAGGAAGCCUCCGGGCUAGCAGGUCCCAGUCUCCUGUCUCUGGAUCCAGUGUGGCCCCCUUCACUAAUGUUGUCACUGUGAGCGACCCGUCAGCGGCGAGUGUCUCACUUGACAGAGUUCUCACCAAAGAACAGGAGUCCCUCAUUAAAUUGGAGUAUCAGUUUGUGAGUUCAGAGUGCCCGUCAAUGAAUUUGGAUAGCACUCUCCAGGUGAUUUCAUUGCAGGUAAAUAAUUUGGAUAUUAUUCUAAAUCCAGAGACAAUUGUGGAGCUGAUUGGUUUUCUUCAAAAAUCCUUUCCCAAGGAAAAGGAUGAUUUGAGUCCCCAACCUUUAAUGACUGACUUUGAAAGAAGCUUUAGGGAAGAAGAAACUUACCAAGCUACCUAUGAACAAAACACCGAGGUUGCAGUGGAGAUCCACCGACUUAACUUACUGCUCCUCCGGACAGUGGGAAUGGCGAAUGGAGAGAAAUAUGGCAGAAAAAUUGCGACUGCUAGUAUAGGUGGCACCAAAGUCAACGUCUCAAUGGGGAGCACGUUUGACAUGAAUGGUUCUCUCGGUUGUUUGCAGCUUAUGGAUUUGACACAAGAUAAUAUUAAGAACCAAUAUGUUGUCAGUAUCGGGAAUUCCAUGGGCUAUGAAAAUAUCGUCAGCGAUAUCAGUUACUUUGAAUCUGUAUUUGUCAGAAUGGAAGAGGCAACCCUCCAUGAAGCGUUGAGUUUCACAUUUGUGGAGAAAUCGAAGCAGGAAUGUUUUCUCAACCUCAAGAUGGCUUCCCUGCAUUAUAACCACUCUGCUAAAUUUUUGAAGGAGUUGACAUUGUCCAUGGAUGAACUGGAGGAGAAUUUUCGAAGUAUGCUGAAAAGCGCAGCCACCAAAGUCACCACCGUGCUCGCUACCAAGACAGCCGAGUACAGUGAGAUGGUGUCACUCUUCGAAACUCCAAGGAAGACGCGGGAAUCCUUUAGCUUGGAAGACAAUGAGAUCUAUGGGUUUAGCCCAGCUGCCUCUCAUGCCGACACUGUAAAGCUAAUCUUGAACAUAAACAUUGAAUCGCCAGUUGUUUCUAUCCCUCGGAAGCCCGGGAGCCCGGAGUUGUUGGUAGGACACUUGGGACAGAUAUUCAUCCAGAAUUUUGUGGCAGGAGAUGAUGAAUCCAGAAGCGACCGUCUGCAGGUGGAAAUCAAAGACAUUAAAUUGUACUCUUUGAAUUGCACCCAGCUGGCAGGCAGAGAGGGUCCUGGGUCUGACGUAAGCCGGGCGUCUUACCCUCCCUCUGGGUCUGCCAGUACCAACAGCCAGGAGGAAGCCCAUUUCACCCGACAUGAUUUCUUUGAAUCUUUGCAUAGAGGUCAAGCCUUUCACAUCCUGAACAACACCACCAUUCAGUUUAAACUGGAGAAGAUCCCUAUAGAGAGAGAAUCUGAACUGACUUUCUCCCUUAGUCCAGAUGACCUGGGAACUUCUAGCAUCAUGAAGAUCGAAGGGAAGUUUGUCAAUCCAGUUCAGGUGGUGUUAGCGAAGCAUGUGUAUGAGCAGGUUUUACAAACGCUGGACAAUCUCGUGUAUAGUGAAGACCUGAAUAAGUUUCCAGUCAGUGCCGCCUCCUCACCUUGUCCUAACUCUCCUCUGCCUUCCCUCAGUACCUGUGGAGAACCUUCCCUUGAAAGGAAGGAGAAUGGAUUGUUCAGCCACUCCAGCCUUUCUAACUCUUCUCAGAAGUCCUUGUCUGUGAAGGAGGUCAAAUCUUUUACCCAGAUUCAAGCCAACUUUUGUAUAUCAGAGCUUCAAGUUCAGCUAAGUGGUGAUCUGACCUUGGGGGCCCAGGGGCUUGUGAGCUUAAAGUUUCAGGAUUUUGAGGUGGAAUUCAAUAAAGACCAUCCUCAGACCUUAUCCAUUCAGAUUGCCCUGCGUUCUCUGCUGAUGGAAGACUUAUUGGAGAAAAAUCCGGAUUCUAAAUAUAAGAACCUGAUGGUGUCUCGGGGAGCCCCUAAGCCGUCAAGUUUAGCACAAAAAGAAUAUCUCUCUCAGUCUUGCCCUUCGAUAUCCAAUGUGGAGUAUCCUGACAUGCCUCGCUCUCUGCCUUCCCACAUGGAAGAAGCUCCUAACGUCUUUCAGCUGUAUCAGAGACCUACCUCGGCAUCCAAGAAGAAGCCAAAGGAAGUCCAAGACCAGGACUGUCCCUUGACCCCACCUCCUUCUCCAACAGUAGAUGAGCCCAAGACACUUGCAGGAAAGAGUAAAUUUGAUGAUUCCUUGGUCCAUAUCAAUAUAUUCUUAGUGGAUAAGAAACACCCAGAAUUCUCUUCCAUUUACAACCGAAUUAACCGGAGCAUUGAUGUUGAUUUUAACUGCUUGGAUGUGCUCAUCACACUGCAAACUUGGGUCGUGAUACUAGAUUUUUUUGGAAUUGGUUCCACUGCAGACAACCAUGCAAUGAAGGUACCUACGCCUGAGGAUAUUCUACAAAACGUGAAGUCAGAAGCAAAUGCUCUGCCAGAGCCUGAACUUCAGGAUCCAGUUAACACCAAGCUGGAUCUCAAGGUUCAUUCACUCUCUCUCGUGCUGAAUAAGACCACCAGUGAACUUGCUAAAGCAAAUGUGUCCAAAUUAGUGGCACACCUGGAAAUGAUUGAAGGAGACCUGGCCUUGCAGGGCAGCAUCGGGAGCCUGUCUCUGAGUGACCUCACAGCCCACGGGGAGUUCUACAGGGAGCGGUUCACCACCAGUGGGGAAGAAGCACUCAUCUUCCAGACUUUUAAGUAUGGACGGCCCGACCCUCUGCUGCGGAGGGAGCACGACAUUCGCGUGAGCCUCCAGAUGGCCUCGGUGCAGUACGUGCACACCCAGCGCUUCCAGGCGGAGGUGGUGGCCUUCAUUCAGCACUUCACUCAGCUGCAGGACGUCCUAGGGCGCCAGCGGGCCGCGAUUGAGGGGCAGACGGUGAGAGAUCAAGCCCAGCGCUGCUCACGGGUUCUCCUGGAUAUCGAGGCUGGUGCUCCUGUUCUCCUUAUCCCAGAAAGUUCCAGAUCAAAUAAUCUGAUUGUAGCAAAUUUGGGGAAGUUGAAAGUCAAGAACAGGUUUCUCUUUGCUGGUUUUCCUGGGACCUUUUCCUUACAAGAUAAGGAAUCAGUGCCUUCAGCUUCCCCAGUGAGCUUUCCCAAACACAGCAUGAGGAAGACGACGGGCACGGAGGACCCGAAGGACAGCCACACGGAGGGGCUGUUCAUGGCGCCGCCUGCUGGGGUGGGUGUAGGCGUCCUGAAGAGUGAGCUCAUGCCCAGUGCCUCGACCAAGCAGCAAGGGCAGCAAGCCACACCCUCUGUCGGCCAGGUUUCCAGUAGUCCAGAAGACCAUGUCUGCCUGCUGGAUUGCAUUGUCGUGGAUCUGCAAGACAUGGACAUCUUUGCUGCCGAGAGACGUCCCCGGGAAUAUUCGAAGGCCUCAGACGACAGCAGUGGAGAUCUGGUCUUUCCCUCCUAUUUUGUGAGACAGACGGGAGGCAGCCUCUUAACUGAGCCUUGCCGGCUGAAAUUGCAGGUGGAAAGGAAUUUGGACAGAGAGAUAAGUCAUACUGUGCCAGACAUAUCCAUUCAUGGCAACCUCUCCUCAGUCCACUGCUCCUUGGAUUUGUACAAAUACAAGCUGAUCCGUGGUUUACUAGAGAACAACCUGGGAGAGCCCAUAGAGGAAUUUAUGCGGCCUUAUGAUUUACAAGACCCAAGAAUUCACACGGUCCUGAGUGGAGAGGUGUACACAUGCAUGUGCUUCCUCAUGGACAUGGUAAACGUGAGUCUGGAGCUGAAGGAUCCAAAAGGAAGAGAAGGUGCCGGGUCCCUGGCGAGAUUUGACUUUAAGAAAUGUAAACUGCUCUUUGAGAGCUUUUCCAACCAAACCAAAUCCGUUAACUUGGUUUCCCAUUCCAUGAUGGCUUUUGACACCCGCUAUGCUGGGCAGAAGGCCAGUCCUGGCACGACCAACGUCUUCAGCUGCAUCUUUCAGCCCUCCAAGAACAGCAGCACAGCCCAAGGAUCCAUUCAGAUCGAGUUGCAUUUCAGAUCUACGAAGGAUUCCUCCUGUUUUACGGUAGUUCUCAACAAUCUCCGAGUGUUUCUCAUAUUUGACUGGCUGCUGUUAGUCCAUGAUUUUCUCCACACUCCCAGUGACAUUAAGAAACAAGCUAAUGUUACCCCUUCUCGCCACCGGAAUUCUAGCAGCGAAUCUGCUGUAGUUCCCAAAACUGUGAAGAGUGGAGUAGUUACCAGACGGUCUUCCCUUCCUGUGUCCACUGAAAAGCACUUGGAGGUCAAGGUCAAUGUAACAGGUACAGAGUUUGUGGUUGUGGAAGAUGUGUCCUGCUUCGACACCAACGCCAUUAUUCUCAAAGGCACCACAGUGCUUACCUACAAGCCCCGAUUUGUGGAUCGCCCCUUUUCAGGAAGUUUGUUUGGUAUCGAGGUGUUUUCGUGCCGACUGGGGAAUGAACAUGAUACGGCUCUUUCAAUCGUUGAUCCAGUACAAAUUCAGGUGGAGCUGGUGGGGAAUUCUUCUUAUCAGAACAGCUCAGGACUGAUGGAUGCGUUCAACAGCACAGAUUUCCCACCGAUCCUGGAGAUUCAGUUACAAGCCCUGGAUAUCAGACUCUCCUAUAAUGAUGUUCAGCUGUUUCUUGCCAUUGCAAAAUCCAUCCCUGAGCAAGCUAAUGCUGCAGUGCCCGACACGGUGGCCUUGGAGGCCAGUUCCGUUAGCAGUGGCCUUUCUGGUUCGACUCGAGUUGGAGAGGAAAUCAGAGAAGGGACAAGACAUACCUUAGAUCCUGUCUUGGAGUUACAGCUGGCUCGACUGCAGGAGCUGGGAUUCAGCAUGGACGAUUGUCGCAAGGCUCUUUUGGUGUGCCAAGGCCAAUUAAAAAAGGCAGCAAGUUGGUUGUUUAAGAAUGCCGAACCUCUGAAGUCUCUUUCCCUGGCCUCUAACAGCCAAGAGAGCCAGGGGACCGCACCAGCUCAUUUGAUCUCGGGCGUGGAGAUUAAGGCUGAGAGUGUGUGCAUCUGCUUCAUCGAUGACUGCAUGGACCGUGACGUUCCUCUUGCCGAGCUCACCUUUUCCCGUCUGAAUUUUCUGCAGCGCGUCAGAACGAGCCCUGAAGGCCACGCCCACUUCACCCUUUCUGGAGAUUAUUACAACCGGGCUCUGUCAGGCUGGGAGCCAUUUCUUGAGCCCUGGCCGUGCACUGUAUCCUGGCAACAGCAGGCAGCUAGUCGUCUCCAUCCUCCUCGGCUGAAGCUGGAAGCCAAGGCCAAAACCCGUUUGGACAUCAAUAUCACUUCAGUACUAAUUGAUCAGUAUGUGAGUACCAAGGAAUCAUGGAUGGCAGAUUACUGUAAAGAAGACAAGGAAAUAGACUCAACUACAACAGAAGACUGGAUGGGCUCUUCAGUGGAUCCUCCCUGCUUUGGACAAAGCCUCCCCCUUGUCUACCUUAGAACUAGGAGUACAGCCAGUCUGACUAACCUAGAGCACCAGAUGUAUGCUAGAGAGGUGAAAACCCCCAAGCGCCGGCAGCCUUUUGUCCCUUUCGCUCUGAGGAAUCACACAGGCUGCACUUUGUGGUUCGCCACCCUGACCACCACACCCACCAGGGCUGCACUGUCUCACAGCGGGAGUCCAGGGGGCGUUCCAGAAGGGGACGGGACAUUUCUCGAUGACACUCACAAUGUCAGUGAGUGGCGGGAAGUCCUCACAGGUGAAGAGAUUCCCUUUGAAUUUGAAGCACGUGGAAAGCUAAGACACAGACACACCCAUGACCUCCGGAUUCACCAACUGCAAGUGAGAGUAAAUGGUUGGGAGCAAGUGAGCCCUGUGUCUGUGGACAAAGUUGGGACCUUUUUCCGAUACGCAGCGCCAGAUAAGAAUUCAUCUUCCUCUACGAUUGGCAGCCCAAGCAGCAGAACAAAUAUUAUCCAUCCCCAGGUUUAUUUCUCAGCACUCCCGCCUGUCCGGGUGGUCUUUGCCGUGACCAUGGAAGGCAGUGCUCGCAAAGUGAUCACUGUCCGGUCUGCCCUCAUUGUGAAGAACAGACUCGAGACACCAAUGGAACUAAGACUGGACAGCCCAUCAGCUCCAGACAAGCCCGUGGUGCUUCCCGCUGUCAUGCCGGGGGACUCCUUUGCUGUGCCUUUACACCUCACUUCUUGGCGGCUGCAGGCCCGGCCCAAAGGGUUGGGCGUAUUUUUCUGUAAGGCUCCUAUCCACUGGACGAAUGUAGUAAAGACGGCAGAGGUUAGUAGCAGCAAACGAGAGUGCCAUUCCAUGGACACAGAGAAAAACCGAUUCUUCAGGUUUUGUGUGGCCAUAAAGAAAGAGAAUUAUCCAGAUUACAUGCCCUCAAACAUAUUUUCUGAUAGUGCAAAACAGAUUUUCAGGCAGCCGGGGCAUACCAUAUAUCUCCUGCCAACUGUGGUAAUCUGCAACCUGCUCCCUUGCGAACUGGAUUUUUAUGUUAAAGGAAUGCCCAUUAAUGGGACCCUGAAACCUGGCAAAGAGGUGGCUCUCCACACCGCUGACACGGCCCAGAACAUUGAACUGGGGGUAUCACUGGAGAAUUUUCCACUCUGUAAAGAAUUGCUCAUUCCACCUGGAACCCAAAACUAUAUGGUAAGAAUGCGUCUCUAUGAUACCAACCGGCGGCAGCUGAACCUCACCAUCCGGAUUGUGUGUCGAGCAGAAGGAUCCCUAAAGAUCUUCAUUUCUGCUCCGUAUUGGUUGAUUAACAAAACAGGGUUACCGCUGAUCUUCAGACAGGACAACACAAAGACAGAUGCUGCAGGCCAGUUCGAGGAGCAUGAGCUGGCCCGGAGCCUGAGCCCCCUCCUAUUCUGCUAUGCUGACAAAGAGCAGCCGAACCUCUGCACGAUGAGAAUCGGAAGGGGGAUUCAUCCUGAAGGCAUGCCGGGCUGGUGUCAGGGCUUCUCCCUGGAUGGUGGGAGUGGUGUCCGAGCUCUGAAAGUCAUCCAGCACGGAAACCGCCCAGGGCUGAUCUAUAACAUUGGUAUUGAUGUCAAGAAAGGCCGAGGUCGAUAUAUUGACACCUGUAUGGUCAUCUUUGCCCCCCGUUACCUGUUAGAUAAUAAAUCAUCUCACAAGCUUGCAUUCGCACAGAGGGAAUUUGCCAGGGGACAGGGAACAGCCAAUCCCGACGGUUACAUUUCUACCCUUCCUGGUUCCAGUGUGGUGUUCCAUUGGCCUCGGAAUGACUAUGAUCAGCUGUUGUGUGUCAGAUUAAUGGAUGUUCCCAAUUGUAUUUGGUCUGGAGGCUUUGAGGUCAACAAGAAUAAUUCUUUCCACAUCAACAUGAGAGAUACCUUGGGAAAAUGCUUCUUCCUGCGCGUGGAAAUUACACUCCGAGGAGCUACCUACAGGAUCUCCUUUAGUGACACAGACCAGCUGCCCCCUCCUUUCCGAAUUGACAACUUUUCUAAGGUCCCGGUUGUCUUUACUCAGCACGGCGUAGCUGAGCCCAGGCUCCGAACUGAAGUGAAGCCCAUGACCUCCUUGGAUUACGCCUGGGAUGAACCCGCCCUGCCACCGUUUAUCACUCUGACUGUUAAAGGGGCAGGCUCCUCUGAGAUCAACUGCAACAUGAAUGAUUUCCAGGAUAACCGACAGCUUUAUUAUGAAAAUUUCAUUUACAUUGCUGCUACAUACACGUUCUCUGGUUUACAGGAGGGAACAGGAAGGCCUGUGGCUUCCAACAAGGCCGUUACCUGUGCAGAGCUCGUCUUAGAUGUCUCGCCAAAGACACAAAGAGUCAUUUUAAAGAAGAAGGAACCAGGGAAGCGUUCUCAGCUGUGGAGGAUGACCGGGACCGGCAUGCUGGCCCAUGAGGGCUCGUCAGUGCCUCACAACCCCAACAAGCCCUCAGCAGCCCGCUCCACCGAGGGCUCUGCCAUCUUAGAUAUUGCUGGGCUAGCUGCCGUAACUGACAACAGGUAUGAGCCGCUGAUGCUCAGGAAGCCUGAUCGCAGGAGAAGCACAACCCAGACCUGGAGUUUCCGUGAAGGAAAACUGACCUGCGGGUUACAUGGGCUGGUUGUCCAGGCCAAAGGAGGGCUUUCUGGUUUGUUUGAUGGAGCUGAAGUCGUUCUUGGUCCUGACACUUCCAUGGAGAUUUUGGGGCCAGUUCCACCUGAACAACAGUUUAUUAACCAAAAACUGAGGCCUGGUUCUGGAAUUUUAUCUAUCAGAGUCAUCCCAGAUGGACCAACUAGAGCACUGCAGAUAAUGGAUUUCUCCCAACGGAAAAGUGACCGUUCAUCAUAUGAAGUGGAUGAACUUCCUGUUACUGAACAAGAGCUACAGAAAUUAAAGAAUCCAGGCACAGAGCAGGAAUUAGAAGUGCUUGUGAAGUUAGAAGGUGGAAUCGGGUUGUCCUUAAUUAAUAAAGUCCCAGAAGAACUGGUCUUUGCAAGUCUUACAGGAAUCAAUGUGCACUAUACACAGUUGGCAACCAGUCAUAUGCUUGAGCUCAGCAUACAGGAUGUACAGGUGGACAAUCAACUCAUUGGUACCACUCAGCCCUUCAUGCUCUACGUGACGCCCCUGAGCAAUGAGAAUGAGGUCAUUGAGACAGGCCCUGCCGUGCAGGUGAAUGCGGUGAAGUUCCCCAGUAAGAGUGCGCUGACCAACAUCUACAAGCACCUGAUGGUCACGGCUCAGAGGUUCACAGUGCAAAUUGAAGAGAAGCUGCUCCUCAAGCUGCUGAGUUUCUUUGGCUACGAUCAAGCAGAAUCAGAGGUUGAAAAAUAUGACGAAAACCUCCACGAAAAGACAGAUGAGCAGGGGGGAACACCCAUUCGCUACUACUUUGAAAAUCUCAAGAUCAGCAUUCCCCAGAUCAGGCUGAGCGUGUUCACCUCCAACAAGUUACCCCUGGACCUGAAGGCUCUAAAAAGUACCUUGGGAUUUCCAUUGAUUCGGUUCGAAGAUGCUGUGAUUAAUCUGGACCCAUUCACUCGGGUCCAUCCCUAUGAGACCAAGGAGUUCAUCAUCAAUGACAUCCUCAAACAUUUCCAGGAGGAACUCCUCAGCCAGGCAGCGCGGAUCCUGGGGUCGGUGGACUUCCUUGGCAAUCCCAUGGGGCUUCUGAAUGACGUUUCUGAGGGGGUCACUGGACUGAUAAAGUAUGGAAAUGUCGGGGGCCUUAUCCGAAAUGUUACCCAUGGAGUAUCUAACUCUGCUGCCAAGUUUGCGGGGACCUUGUCGGAUGGCUUAGGAAAGACAAUGGACAACCGGCAUCAGUCGGAGCGGGAGUACAUCAGAUACCACGCAGCCACCAGUGGCGAGCACCUGGUAGCCGGCAUCCACGGCCUGGCCCAUGGUAUCAUUGGUGGAUUGACCAGUGUUAUAACCUCAACAGUGGAAGGUGUGAAAACGGAAGGGGGUGUCAGCGGUUUCAUAUCUGGCCUUGGGAAAGGGCUUGUUGGCACUGUAACCAAGCCAGUGGCAGGCGCCCUGGAUUUUGCAUCAGAAACAGCCCAGGCGGUGAGAGACACAGCCACACUUAGUGGCCCCAGGACGCAGGCGCACAGGGUGCGGAAGCCGCGGUGCUGCACGGGGCCCCAGGGGCUGCUCCCCCGCUACUCGGAGAGCCAGGCCGAAGGGCAGGAGCAGCUCUUCAAGCUGACGGACAACAUACAGGACGAGUUCUUCAUCGCCGUGGAGAACAUCGACAGCUACUGCGUGCUCAUCUCCUCCAAGGCCGUCUACUUCCUGAAAAGUGGGGACUACGUCGACCGGGAGGCCAUUUUCCUGGAAGUCAAGUACGACGAUCUCUACCACUGCCUCGUCUCCAAAGACCACGGGAAGGUGUACGUGCAGGUGACCAAGAAGGCGGUGAACACGAGCAGCGGAGUGUCCAUCCCCGGCCCGUCCCAGCAGAAGCCCAUGGUCCACGUGAAAUCGGAGGUCCUCGCGGUCAAGCUAUCCCAGGAGAUAAACUAUGCGAAGAGCCUGUACUAUGAACAGCAGCUGAUGCUGAGGCUCAGUGAGAAUCAGGAGCAGCUGGAGCUGGACUCCUGAGGCUGAGGCUGUGCGGGGCUCAGACCCACCUGCCAAUCGGGAGCCUGAGGUAGAGGCCAAGCCUCAGCACAGUUUGGGGGACGAUCUCAAGAAACGAGAGGAAGCAAAUGCUGAUGGGGAUACUAAUGGAAACCAACCGCAUUGAUUUGUGGGCCAGGGGUCACUUUAGAUUAUGGGGAAGUAAUUUUUUAAAGGUAUUGGUUGAAUAACGCUAAAAAGUGUCUGAGAUGAACCUAAUUUUUGGACUGCCCUGUAUUUUGUUACCAUGUAUAUAUGUACAACUGUGUUUGUAAAUAUGUAGGCGUAUUUCCCAACAGGGCCUGUGAUGUGUGUAAAGGCUUAUUGACUGUAAAGUAAUAUAAAGUUAUAUUGGAUCUUCUGUU